Wickerhamiella sorbophila is the source of this 855-nucleotide messenger RNA. Its product is annotated as GPI-anchor transamidase. The record is from RefSeq and is a predicted model, not a curated record. The transcript has a single exon. Gene Ontology annotation, biological process: attachment of GPI anchor to protein; protein localization to cell surface; proteolysis. The coding region runs from base 1 to 855 and encodes 284 amino acids. NCBI's taxonomy places the organism in Eukaryota, Fungi, Ascomycota, Dipodascomycetes, Dipodascales, Trichomonascaceae. Gene Ontology annotation, cellular component: GPI-anchor transamidase complex. Gene Ontology annotation, molecular function: GPI-anchor transamidase activity.
AUGAUCAGAGGCUUGCUGAUAGUAUGGUUUUGGACACUGGUGAACGCAGAGAACUGGGCAGUGCUGGUCAAUUCCUCUCAAUACUGGUACGACUAUCGGCACUCGUCCAAUCUGCUGUCAAUGUACCAGACCCUGCGUGGCCAGGGUUUCAAGGCCUCGAAUAUCAUAGUUAUGAAUGCGGCCGCCCACGUCUGCGACGCUCGCAAUGUAUUUUUGGGCCACCAGUACGCCCUCCCGGACCAUAAAGUUAAUUUAAACAAGGGGGUUCCCACCGACUAUCGGGGCAAGCAGGUUGGUGUGCAGCAGGUGUUGGACGUGCUUCGAAACCGUCAUGACGGUGCAGUGCCCAACAGUAAAAGGCUAUUGGGCGAUGCAAGGUCGAAAAUAGUGCUUUAUCUGACCGGCCAUGGGGGCAAUGGCUUUUUGAAGUUCCGGGAUCGCGAGCUGCUGUUUGCAGAGCAACUGGCUGCGGUAAUUGAUGAGAUGUAUUUAAAAAGCCGCUACUCCACUAUGCUGAUAUUGUCUGAUACAUGCCAGGCAGAGACGCUGGUUGACAGAAUUCGCGCACCCAAUGUCUACACGUUUGCCAGCUCACGCCGUGGCGAGAGUUCGUACUCAUUGAUCAACGAUUCGGAUCUGGGAGUCGCUCUGAUUGACGAGUUCUCCUACGCACUUGCUUGGUUAUUAGCGCAGCCCAAUGGUUCAAGCAGGUCCAUGAGUCAGCUUGCAUCGGACUGCGGUGAUGCUGUUGAACUGUCCACGCCGGUGCUCCGAGGACCAACACAAGACAUUUUGAUGAGUGAUUUCUUUUCUCAGGCCAGCCAGCCAAUUCUGAUGGACGAUCUAAUUGUGUAA